Messenger RNA from Rhododendron vialii, 1429 nucleotides. RefSeq names its product CBBY-like protein. The record is from RefSeq and is a predicted model, not a curated record. Bases 102 to 1073 code for a protein of 323 amino acids. Gene Ontology annotation, molecular function: hydrolase activity. Lineage: Eukaryota; Viridiplantae; Streptophyta; Magnoliopsida; Ericales; Ericaceae. The transcript has 8 exons.
CUCGGCAGUGGAUAAGUCUGGUCGUUACGUUUCUGCUUCACUCUUCCCCCCAAAUGAAACCGUAAUCACAGAGAGAGAGAGAGAGAGAGAGAGAGAGAGAGAUGGCGUCGAGUACAGUAAUCUGCCCUUCAACAACACCUUCAUCAUCAACCUCUCACUCAAAGAACUACUACUCUGCGUGUAUCCUCAGAAGCCAUGUGAGGACCUUAUCUUUUUCUUCUGCUAGAAUAUUCACAAACAGGGCAUCAAGAACGACGAUGCCCGGAAGCAAGAGCUAUAGAAGUGGAUUUACGAAAUGCUUGUCGGCUUCUUCUCCUCCUCCUCCUUCCCUUAGUCUUCCUUCUGCUCUCCUAUUCGACUGCGAUGGCGUGCUCGUGGAUACGGAGAAGGACGGCCAUCGGAUUUCAUUCAACGACACUUUUGCUGAGAAGGAAUUGGGUGUUACCUGGGAUGUGGAUUUGUACGGGGAGUUGCUGAAAAUUGGGGGAGGAAAAGAAAGGAUGACAGCCUACUUUAACAAGACUGGUUGGCCAGAGAAAGCUCCGAAGGGCGAAGAGGAAAGAAAGCAAUUUAUCGCUUCCCUUCACAAGCGAAAGACGGAGUUGUUCAUGGCCCUUAUUGAGAAAAAGCUGUUGCCUCUCCGACCAGGUGUUGCCAAGUUGAUCGACCAGGCUUUGGCAAAAGGAGUUAAAGUUGCUGUGUGCAGCACCUCCAAUGAGAAGGCGGUCUCUGCAAUAGUUUCGUGCUUACUUGGGCCUGACCGAGCAGAAAAGAUCACGAUAUUUGCAGGAGACGUGGUUCCUCGCAAAAAGCCUGAUCCGGCAAUUUAUGUACUGGCAGCUACCACCCUGGGUGUUGAACCCUCAAGUUGUGUAGUGGUAGAAGACAGUGCCAUUGGUCUUGCAGCAGCCAAAGCUGCUGGAAUGAAAUGUAUUGUCACAAAGAGUGGGUACACCGCUGAGGAGGAUUUUGUAAAUGCAGAUGCAGUUUUUGAUUGUAUCGGAGAUCCUCCCGAGGAACGGUUUGACCUGGCAUUUUGUGGAAGCCUUCUUGAGAAGCAGUACGUUAGCUAGCCAUCAUCUGGAAGGACAUCCUCCCAGAAGCAUAUUCGAUGUAGUUUUCAAUUGUUUUCCCUCCUAAUAUGCAUGUUAAAAGCAUUUCAAAUGCUUCUUGGAAUACCAUAUAAUCUGUUUCCGAUGGAUACAAAAUUUGCUGACAUUUUUUUCUGUCUUAGCCCUAGAGAUGCCAUGGAUUGUGGCUUCUCAGUUGUGGUUAGAGGCCUCUUGGAACCCCAUCAAUGUAGAUAAUUUUUACAUGUUGUCCAUACGGAUACGCGGUUAGAUGCAUAUGCAUCUUGGUACUGUUGAAUAUAACUCUCUCCACUCUUAAUUUUCUGCAAUAACAACAUUACGUAAGUCGAAUUUGUUUA